UUUCGCAAAAGUAUUGUUUUCGUUCGGUUAAUUUGCCAGAUGUUAAUUAAUAUGUCUUCCAAAAUUACUCCUUUGAAGAUACUAUCAUUGAAAACGCUUUAUACAUCCAAAGAAAUUACCAUAAUGGAGAACUACGGCUAUAAAUAUAGAAAAUAUAUCGAUUUUAAGGGAGGAUUUCUUUUAUUAAUGCUGGAUAGAACUGGGCGCGAAGUAACUGUAAGAAUUAGGAAUAAAGUUAGUGACGGAGAAAGAUUAUUUUGGCCACUUCUGUCUCAUCCAAAUAUUUUGAUAUUGAUACAAGCGCUAAAUAUCUCAAAGGAGAUGUACGCCUUCAUCAUGCCAGCGUGCCUGUGUACAUUAGAAGAGAGGUUAAAGAUGUCUAGUAUAUGUAAAAAGUCAUGGGGAUAUUUAUUAUGUAAAAAAUGGAUCAGAGAAAUCUUGGACGCAUUAUCUUAUUUACAUGAUAACAAGUUAUAUCUUGUCAAUUUGCAAAUAGAAACCAUCAUGUUGUCUAGUUAUCUGAAUGCCAUGAUAUCAGAUUUUACUUCAUUGACAGAUAUGGAGUACAUCGUUGAUCCUCUUCAGUUGAAAUUAUCAAAUUAUGAAUUUCGAGACAUUAUUACCAAAACUGGUACAUAUUCAACUGCCAAACUAGAUCUAUGGGAAUUUGGGAUAUUUGCAUUGCAAGUGAUAACUCGAGGAGGAAUUAAAGAACUAAUAAAGCGGUACAAUUAUGAAAAUGUUAUUUGUGAUCAAGAAAGACUGCGUACAAUACUACCCAAUAUACUAGCCGAUCCAAUCGACUUUAAGAAAAUCUUGAAACAUUUUCAUCCUUAUUCGAGUGACGUUACCAUUCAAGACGCUGCUUUGUGCCUUGAAUUUUUAUCAUGUUUCCUCAUAGAAGAUAAUCAAACAUCCAUUACACUUCUAGAUGGUUUGGAGCAUGUAUAUCUUCAACCGUGGAAAGACUCAGAACUAAGAACUAAAUAUGAGACUUGCAGAUGUUAUAACAGUACAUUUGCCAAAGACUUGCCAGUUAAUAAUAAAGAUCUUACAAUUCAUGAAUCCUAUUUAGAUUCAAGAGUGUAUUGCUGUUACUGUUUAAGUUCUAAGUACAGAAGAUAUCAUACAGCACCAUGUUACAGAGGUUCAAUGAAAGACAGGAUUUGUGCUGUUCAGCAUGGAAAUAAUUUUCAACAGUCCACGAACCCGUUAGAAAAAGAUGGAAUUAAAGUAAAUGCCGGACUUUGGGAGCGCAUUAAAAGUUUCUUUCUAACUCAUGUUUUAACAAAUUGUGCCCAUUUUGAAUACAGUGACUCUUGUAGUAACUCGACAGUUAUCGAUAAAUAA
Centruroides sculpturatus (bark scorpion) is the source of this 1350-nucleotide messenger RNA. RefSeq lists its product as uncharacterized. Gene Ontology annotation, molecular function: ATP binding; protein kinase activity. The transcript is spliced from 3 exons. Gene Ontology annotation, biological process: protein phosphorylation. The record is from RefSeq and is a predicted model, not a curated record. Lineage: Eukaryota; Metazoa; Arthropoda; Arachnida; Scorpiones; Buthidae. Bases 40 to 1350 code for a protein of 436 amino acids.